Messenger RNA from Spea bombifrons (plains spadefoot toad), 1994 nucleotides. RefSeq names its product autoimmune regulator (gene AIRE). NCBI's taxonomy places the organism in Eukaryota, Metazoa, Chordata, Amphibia, Anura, Pelobatidae. The transcript is spliced from 12 exons. Gene Ontology annotation, molecular function: DNA binding; translation regulator activity; DNA-binding transcription factor activity, RNA polymerase II-specific. Gene Ontology annotation, biological process: humoral immune response; regulation of transcription by RNA polymerase II. Gene Ontology annotation, cellular component: nucleus; cytoplasm. The record is from RefSeq and is a predicted model, not a curated record.
AUGUCAGAAAAGGACCCUGCAGACCUGAGAGCACUACUUAGGUGGCACCGCACUGAGAUUGCUGUGGCUGUGACUGAUCUGUUCCCUUUGCUGCAUGGGAUGAUGGACAGGGACCUUGUCCCUGAGGACAGAUUCCAAGAGACACAGCAGGCUGGAGAAGGGGUUGGGGCACAGAAAGCAUCGCAUGCUCUUCUAACAUGGCUCCUUGGUCAGGAUGCACAAACUAUCCGUGGCUUCUGGUCCCUUUUAUCCACCGAGUUUAUUCUACGAAGCUACCCCCUUCUGUCUGGAAUACACAAAACCCUUCACACAGUCACAGAUUCCUUGUCUCAGAGAAAAGUCCGAAGGCUGCCUCCCUCCUCGAAGUCUGUACCUCAUCCAAAACCACAGACAAAAAGGAAGGCUGGAUCCAUUGCGUAUUCACAUGGAACUGGUAGAGUAAUCUGCUGAGGCCCCCCAAUAAAAUCUAAGCCCCCUCGUAAAAUUGAGAAGAUUGUCUUUACUCAGGAACAGCCGACAAUAUCUCCACUCAAAGUUCCAGGCACCAUGUCCAUGUGUCAUGUUGAAGGGAAACCUCUGACCUUCACCAUAAGCAGAUCAGCGACUACUUCCGGGGAGAACACAGAAAGGACUGUACAGAACGAUACAGAGAUGGCUGUCUUAGAGGAAACCCAAAGCCAGUCCAUGAAGUUGACUCCACGACCGAAGCUGGUCUCCCAGCAUGUGAGUAACAACAUUGACAUUCCAUCUUUCAUUCCCCAUUUUUGUCAGAGUAAUGAUGAUGAAUGCUCAGUAUGUCAUGAUGGUGGAGAGUUAAUAUGUUGUGAUGGAUGCCCACGAUCCUUCCAUCUCUCGUGCCUGGUGCCCCCCCUUACCCACAUUCCAAGUGGUACAUGGAGAUGUGAAAUUUGCAGCUCUGAAGAACCAGCACUAGAAGGACAUCACAGCAGUUCUAUGGGAAAUGAUGCAGCGUUAAAAGAUUCUUCUGAGGAUACAGGUCAGAACAGAGCCAAAGAUUCCAACCCUCUUCCAGAUUCUGGAUCUCACAGCGUAAUACAGAAUACAAACCCGUGUUCAGAUCAGAUAUGCCCUCAGCAGGUUCCACAACCAGAUACCUGCCCCACACCUGUAUCUAUACCCCAAGUCAGCACACAACAGCAAUCACAGAGCAGCUACCAGUUUCCAUCCAAGCCUCACAACCACCCUCAGCCUUUGUUACGUAUAUGUGCUUCUCAAACACUCGCACGCCAAGUUUGCUCACAGUUUCCACCUAGGCCACAAGUGAAAACCCUGCACCCAUUUCAGGCUAAUUUUCAGUAUCGCGCCCAUCCUCAGCAAUUCUCCACACCUGUUCUACAGAUGCCGUGUUCUCCCAUUGUCCAGCCUCGAAACUACCCAGCACCUACAAACCAUACACGCACCUGUCCUACUCCCAUUUUCCAAGCCCUCCAAAACACAGCAUCUGUAUCUCAGCAGGAGAUAUGUCCCUCACAGCAGUCUGAACACUAUCCCCCAACUAUAUCUGUCCAAGAGGCAUGCCCUCCAAAUGAAUCACAAUUUCAGGUUAGCCCUGCAUCUUUGCCUCAGCGUGACAUUCACUGUAUCCCAGUACAGAGGACGGAAUCCUGCACUGCACCUUCCUCGGCUCAAGCAGAGAUGAGACCUACUUCUGCAGCAUUACAAACAGAUAUAGGAGACGUUAAGGUACUGGCCGAAAAUCAAGGACACAACUUGGCACUGAGCCGACAGGAAUUGGAAUGUCUUAUUACUGAGCUUUUGGCUAGAUAGAAGUCUGUUUGCUGUAUCCACCUUUGGUAAUAUGUAUAAAGUUUGGUCUAAACAUGGAGAAACCUUAAAUAUUUUACCUGAUUGAGAAAAUAUGGGGAAAUGGAUUGAGAAAAUUCUGAACCAAGGGGCGAGGUGAAAAAGGACACGAUUGCAUUUCAAAGCUUCCUGAAAUCUCUUACUUCAUCCUUCCAAAAUAAAGGUUUUCC